Choloepus didactylus (southern two-toed sloth) is the source of this 591-nucleotide messenger RNA. Its product is annotated as acyl-protein thioesterase 1-like. Gene Ontology annotation, molecular function: carboxylic ester hydrolase activity; palmitoyl-(protein) hydrolase activity. The record is from RefSeq and is a predicted model, not a curated record. The coding region runs from base 1 to 591 and encodes 196 amino acids. Gene Ontology annotation, biological process: protein depalmitoylation. The transcript has 2 exons. NCBI's taxonomy places the organism in Eukaryota, Metazoa, Chordata, Mammalia, Pilosa, Megalonychidae. Gene Ontology annotation, cellular component: cytoplasm.
AUGUGCGGCAAUAACAUGUCAGCCCUGCUGCCCACCAUCAUGCCCGCCACCCGCAAGGCCACCGCAGCGGUUAUUUUUCUUCACGGAUUGGGGGACACAGGGCAUGGAUGGGCAGAAGCCUUUGCAGGUAUCAGAAGUUCACAUAUCAAAUAUAUCUGCCCACAUGUGCCAGUUAUGCCUGUAACAUUAAAUAUGAAUAUGACUAUGCCUUCUUGGUUUGAUAUUAUUGGGCUUUCACCUGGUUCACAGGAAGAUGAACCUGGAAUCAAGCAGGCAGCAGAAAAUGUCAAAUCUUUGAUAGACCAAGAAGUGAAGAAUGGAAUUCCUUCUAACAGGAUUAUUUUGGGAGGAUUUUCACAGGGUCCUAUCACUGGCGCUAAUAAAGACAUAUCUAUCCUCCAGUGCCACGGAGAUUGUGACCCCUUAGUCCCCCUAAUGUUUGGUUCCCUUACUACUGAAAAGCUAAAAACUUUGGUAAAUCCAGCCAAUGUAGCUUUCAAAAUCUAUGGGGGCUUGAUGCAUAGUUUAUGUCACCAGGAAAUGAAGGCUAUCAAGCAAUUCAUUGAUAAAGUCCUACCAUCAGUUGAUUGA